AUGAGUGGCGUCCACCACUCCCUGGGUAACGGAGUGUCUCAAACGUCUCCAACUCCCUCUCCUUGCCCACCCUACCAGUUCCCGUGCCCCCUUACCUCCUCCCGCCCCCCCUUUCCCCCUUACCUCCUCCCGCCCACCCUCCUCUCCCCCCACCCCACCAACGCGCAGCCCUCCAAUGCGCCCUGGGUGGCGGAGUGUUGCUUAUGUCUCCUCCCUCUUCCCACCCACCGUUCUUCUGCUCGCCUCUCUCCAAUCCCGCUUCCUGCUUUUCCCCGUCGCCCCCGACGCAGCAUCCACCACUCCAUGGGCGACGGCGUGUCGCUCAUGUCUCUCCUGCUCGCCUGCACCCGCCGCACUGACAACCCCGCCCUCCUCCCCACCCUCCCCACCGCCAAGCGGCAGACUGGCUCCCAGCCCAGCAGUGCAGCUGCAGCUGCAGUGGUGGUGGUGGAGGAGAGUGAGGAGCUGCGGAAGCAGCUGGAUGACGUGGGAGAGCCCGAGAAGGAACAGUUAAAGCCCGGGAAAGUACACAUGCCGUCUGCAGCAUCGGCAUUCACGCUUGACUCGAUGACCGAAUCGCCGUUCGCCCCAGACCCAGUCAGGCAGGCAGCAGCAGAAGCGGCAGUACCUUCAGAAAGGGUUACAGCAGAUGCGGGUGGGAGUGCGGGUGCGGGUGGUGGGGGUGCCAUGGGGAAAGGGGCAGGGGCGGCAGGAAAGAGAGGGGGAGUGGGAGGGUUGGUGGGUGUGGGGAGGUGGAUGUGGCAAGUGAUAGCUGUGUUGGGGAACACGCUGUGGCACGUGUCAACGUUCAUGGCUGUGCUGCUGUGGCGCGCUGAUACUGCCACGUGCGUCAAGAUGAAGUCGGGGAGUGGUGGCGCGCAGAAGAAGGCGGGGAAAGGGAGCAGUGCAGUGCUGCAGCACCCGGAGGAGGGGAGAGGGGAGGUGCAGACUGGGGGAGGGGAUGCUGUGGGAGGGGAUGGGAGUGGAGAUGGAGGAGGGGGAAGGUUUGUGUUUGGAGUGAGUGGGCCGAUGAGCCUGACUGACAUUUCGAGGGUCAGACGAGCCUUUGGUGCGACCAUCAACGAUGUGAUGGUGACGGUAAUCUCAGGGGGACUCGACCGUUACCUGCGCCACCACCACGAGCAGCAGGCAGAGAGAGCAGGAGAGCCUACCCCAGUUGCCACCUCCCCACUGCCUACCACUGUUCGCCUCAGCGCUGUCUGUGUUGUCAACAUCCGCCCCGCGCCUGGGCUUCAGGAAAUAUCCUCCAUGCUCGCUGGCCGAUCCAAGGCACGCUGGGGCAACUGCCUCGGAACCUUCCUGCUGCCCCUGCCUGUGCACUCGCCCGCACUCACCAACGGCCUGCCGACUAGAAACGGCAGCAGCGACAGCAAGAGCAGCAACGGCACGCAAGGGGUGAAUGGAAUCCCCAAGAGCGAGCAGGCGGCAGGGGAGGCGGAGGGAAUGGUGAAGAGCAAAGAAGGGGGUGCAGCAGGGGAGAUGGAGCAGCGGCGGCUGCGCAUGGUGGCGAGCAUGUGUGCGUCCAAGCGGCAGUCUCUGGAGGCUCAUUACAACUAUGUCAAUGCGAGACUCGUGCUCGCAACAGCCGGCAUGAAGUCAGCGUGCACGCUGAUGGGACGCCUGCUGGACCAGACAACCCUCUCCUUCUCCAACAUGAUGGGGCCCGUGGAGGAAGUGAGCCUGGGGGGGCAUGCCAUCGAGCGCAUCAGCCCCACCGUCCUGGGACAGCCACAUGCACUCACGCUGCAUUUCCAGACAUACAAUGGGGCGGCACACAUAGUCCUCUCAGCCAUCAGGGAGAAUGUGCCGGAUCCAGCCUUCCUCAUGCGCUGCUGUGAAGACGCCUUUGCUGCUCUCCAGGCAUCGGUGCAUUGA
Molecule: messenger RNA, 1896 nt
Organism: Closterium sp. Naga37s-1
Lineage: Eukaryota; Viridiplantae; Streptophyta; Zygnematophyceae; Desmidiales; Closteriaceae
Source: the annotation of a GenBank genome assembly